Xenopus tropicalis (tropical clawed frog) is the source of this 3252-nucleotide messenger RNA. RefSeq names its product integrin subunit beta 2 (gene itgb2). The coding region runs from base 228 to 2708 and encodes 826 amino acids. Gene Ontology annotation, biological process: cell surface receptor signaling pathway. The transcript has 16 exons. Gene Ontology annotation, cellular component: anchoring junction; plasma membrane. Lineage: Eukaryota; Metazoa; Chordata; Amphibia; Anura; Pipidae. The record is from RefSeq and is a predicted model, not a curated record.
CAGAACAAACAGCAUGAUUGCAUUUGAAAUUCACAGGCUGGAUCACAGGCUGCCGAGAGUGGUGGGUGAUUGAGGGAGUGUAUAUAUACCUGUUCCCAGUAGUACAGUAACACAGGAUUUGUCUGUUUAAAUAGGAAAGUGAUUGUUUUGGGCACAAUGCAAGGCGAGUACAAUUAGGCAUCAGGAUGUAGGUACAGUGUGAUAAGCAAUAAUUAAUAUGGUCCCUAAUGGGCAUUGUACAAGAUCUGUGCCAUACAUUUUAUUUGGGCGCUGUGAUAAAUGGUACUUAUUUUCUGUCUCAUCAGAGCCAAGCUUGGACAUGGCCUGUUAUCUGGGAAUACUCAAAGAGAGCUCUAGAGAAAGAUAGUGGCACAGCUCCAGAACAUGAGGAAAUGCGCUGGACAUAUCUUAUCUUGGUGGUGCAGUAUGUUCUUUUCAUUUUCCCAACAGUUACAGCAACUUCUAAAGUCUGCACCAAGUUUAAAGUAAGCAACUGCAAUGAAUGCAUCCAGUCUGGUCCAUUCUGUGCCUGGUGCAAGCAACCUAACUUCACCAGUGCUGGAGAGCCCGACUCAGUUCGCUGUGACACAGAUGAGGUACUGGGCAAGAGAGGCUGUAAAGAAGUGGAUAUUGUCUACCAUGAUAGUCGUUCUGUUGUGAAAGAUCGAACAAGGCUGAGUGACAGAGUACAGCUAACACCAAGAGAAAUCUCUCUCCAGUUGAGACCAGGCAAAGCUGCAGAAUUUGACGUGACAUUUAGAAGGGCUCAAGGAUAUCCAGUGGAUCUCUACUACCUGAUGGAUCUUUCCUACUCUAUGAAUGAUGAUCUUCAGAAUGUAAAGAAUUUAGGAAGCAACCUCCUGGAAGCUUUGAACAAAAUCACAACUUCAGCACAGAUAGGUUUUGGUUCAUUUGUGGAUAAAACGGUGUUACCGUUUGUGAACACACACCCAGAGAAACUGAAGAACCCAUGCCCAGAGAGGAAUGAGAAUUGUCAACCCCCAUUUGCUUUCAAACACAUUCUCAAACUCACAGAAGAUGGAAAGCAAUUUCAAGAUCAAGUUGGGAAGCAGGGCAUUUCUGGAAAUCUAGAUGCCCCAGAGGGAGGGCUUGAUGCUAUGAUGCAAGUGGCAGUUUGUGGGGAUAAAAUAGGCUGGAGAAAUGUUACAAGGCUUCUGGUAUAUGCAACUGAUGAUGGUUUCCAUAUUGCUGGAGAUGGUAAACUGGCAUCCAUUCUUAUUCCCAAUGAUGGUCAAUGUCACCUGGAGGACAACCUGUACAAAAGAAGUAACGAGUUUGAUUACCCAUCAGUUGGGCAGCUGGCCCAGAAGCUCUCAGAGAAUAACAUUCAGGCUGUGUUUGCUGUCACAUCUAAUAUGGUUCAGACAUACAGGAAUCUUAGUAAAUUAAUCCCCAAGUCGGUUGUUGGAGAGUUAUCCUCAGAUUCCAGAAAUGUUGUGCAGCUGAUCACAGAUGCUUACCAGGCUUUAUCUUCAGAGGUUAUUCUGGACCAUGGGACCACACCAGAUUUUCUAGAGAUUCUGUAUGAUUCUCUAUGCCCUGGAGAUAUAAAAGAGAACCAGCUGAAGGGCAUGUGCAGUAAUGUGAAGAUUGGGGAGGAGAUCAAAUUCAAAGUGAAAGUGACAGCCAGCAAGUGCCUCCAGGACCAGAGCUUUGCAAUUCGCCCUUUGGGAUUUACUGACACCCUGACUGUGAGCGUCAGAACUCUCUGUGACUGUGAGUGUGAUGAGACUCCUCGACCUGGAGACUGCAACUCAAAUGGAACCAUAAAGUGUGGAAUCUGCAGCUGCAAUGAAGGUUUUGUGGGGAAGAACUGUGAGUGCGUCACAGGGGGGAAAACAAGUCAGGAACUGGAGCAGAGCUGUAAGAAGGAAAAUGGUUCUGCGGUCUGUUCUGGGGCAGGGGACUGUAUCUGUGGACAGUGCACCUGCCAUACUAAUGAAGAUACUUCAAAAAAGAUCUAUGGUCAAUACUGCCAAUGCGACAACUGGAACUGUGAGCUGUUUGAGGGCAGGCUGUGUGCAGGGCAGGGAACCUGUGACUGUGGAGUCUGUAGAUGCAAUGAAGGUUAUGAAGGCAGCGCUUGUCAGUGCAAAAGAUCAACAUCGAACUGUAAGAAUGCAAAGGGGAGUGUAUGCAGUGGAAGGGGCAAAUGUGAAUGUAACAACUGUAUUUGUAAGCCAGGAUACCUCCAGCCUCACUGUGAGAGUUGCCCUGGGUGUCCAUCCCCCUGCUCAAAGUUUGGGCCCUGUGUUGAAUGCUAUAUAAAUCAAGAAGAUGGAAGCACCCAGAACUGUUCACAUCUGUGUCCUGGUGUAAAAGCUGAGAGAGUAGAAGAACUGAAACGUGAGACUGUGUGCAAGGAGAAGGACAGCAGUAACUGCUGGAUGCAGUAUGUUAUUGUCGAAGAUGAUGGAGAAGACAAAUUUACUAUUACCUACACAUUAAAGAGAGAAUGCCCCGAAGCCCCCAACUUUGUGGCAAUAGUAGGAGGUACCACAGCUGGUGUGAUAUUGAUUGGAAUGGCCUGCCUGAUCAUCUGGAAAAUUAUUACAGAAAUAAAAGACAGAAACGAGUACAACAGGUUUGAAAAGGAAAGACAAAACUGUAAAUGGAACCAGGCAAGUAAUCCUUUGUAUCAUAAAGCUACGACCACUGUACAAAAUCCCAACUUUAGUGGAGAGUGAAAGAAGAGCUUCUCACAAGAGUCCAACCAAACCUUAAUUUUUUUUUAUUUUUUUUCCUUUAAUAAGCUUAUGGCACCUUUAGAUGAACUACGACUUCCAAAACCUAACAAAAGAUUAAUUUUUGAAUGGUAGUGAUUUUGAAUUAAUUGGCAAUUUGUUGCAGUUAGCCUCAUUGUCCUACUGUUAACAGUAAAAAAUGAUACUAGAUACAUUAGUUACAGUUACUAGUUACAGUGUUAUGGUCUAGUUUUAUCCUACAAAGCAGAUUUAUGUCUAUCCUGUUGCCCCAAUCAUCUGAAUUUCUCUUUUCCCUGCAAUGCAGCUGGUUAGUACCAGAUGAAGCUUGAAGUUAAACUUGUUUUAAAGGACAUGUAAACCCCGCACACAAAAAUUUAUUCAGUGAACAGCCUCUUUGAAAUCUUUCAAUACCUGCCACUCUGGUUGUCCAGAGGUUAAUAGUAAGGCUGCAACAUUAUCUCCUUAAAGGAAAAGUAACACUAAAUUUUUUUAAGUAAAACGCUAUUCUACCCUGCACCAAUAACUG